Molecule: messenger RNA, 7873 nt
Organism: Sitodiplosis mosellana (orange wheat blossom midge)
Lineage: Eukaryota; Metazoa; Arthropoda; Insecta; Diptera; Cecidomyiidae
Gene: ck
Product: myosin-VIIa
Exons: 15
Coding region: 873-7370 (2165 amino acids)
Cellular component (GO): myosin complex; cytoskeleton
Molecular function (GO): protein binding; cytoskeletal motor activity; ATP binding
Source: RefSeq, a predicted model, not a curated record
GUUCUAUCCACACAUUAUAUAUACUUUUCAGUGAGGGGUUUUUCCCUACGUGUGUUCUUUACUUCAUACACACGUAUAUUUUUUGUUGUCAUUUUCAAGUGUUGUUCCGAUCGAAUGCGUUUUGUGUGUGUUUCAUUUGAUACGAAGUACAAGAAGUGGCAGCUCUUAUUUCUCUCAACUGAAACUAAAAAGAAGGAGAAAAAAAAAAGUAAACAAAAUAAUUAACCAUCGAAAUUAAAACAAAAUUAACGAUUAUAAUGAUAUUUUAGUUCCAUUGUGAAACCCACUUUUUUCGAGAGUGUGUGUGUGUGUGUGUUUGUGCUGGUGAUGUGUGUUUAGUUGAAAGAGAAAUUUGAAUAGCGAACAAUCAGUGGUACCGAAAAAAAAAAUUCAUCAAACAGCGACGCUCAUUGUGUAUCGAAUACUAAUUAAAAGUCAAGCAAAGAAAUAACAGCAAAAAAAAAGAAAAAAAAGAAAAAAAGAAAAAAAAGAAAAAAAGAAAAAAAAAUGAAAUUCGGAAAUAAGAUCACCAAGGCAGUGAAAUUCAAUUGAAUGUAAAUAUAUCUAGUGUGCUGCCGAGUAGUGUGUAUUCUUUGUGUGUGUUGUGUUGCUGUGUGUGAAUUCUUUCACGAAGAACUUCGGUCAUCGCCAGUGGAAUAGCGAUCGCUUGAUGACACCAACCACUUUAUGACACAGCAGGAAUGCUCGUUAGACGCGUGGAAAUUGUAGCUUAAGCGGAAUUUUUCUAACGACCCAAUUAAAAUUCGAGGAUCACACAGCUUUUUCUUUGUGUAUCACUUUGACACUGGUUGUGAGAGGAAGUGUGUGGAGUACAUUUUUGGGCGACGAAAACGUGUCAAUGAAGUUGCAAAAUGGUCAUUGUAACACGAGGUGACUACAUCUGGAUUGAACCAGCCACUGGCAGAGAAUUCGAUGUAGCGAUUGGAGCUCGUGUCACAUCAGCCGAAGGCCGUCGAAUUCAGGUGCAAGACGACGAAGGCGAAGAACAAUGGCUCUCUCCCGAGCGACGCAUCAAGGCGAUGCAUGCAUCGUCUGUGUCCGGCGUCGAAGAUAUGAUUUCACUUGGAGAUCUACAUGAAGCCGGCAUCCUACGAAAUCUACUCAUUCGCUACAAUGAUAACCUAAUUUAUACCUACACCGGCAGCAUCUUAGUUGCUGUGAAUCCGUAUCAAAUUCUGCCCAUUUACACGGCCGACCAAAUCAAAUUGUAUAAAGAACGCAAAAUUGGCGAGCUGCCACCGCACAUUUUCGCCAUCGGUGACAAUGCAUACUCGAACAUGAAGCGAUACCGUCAAGACCAGUGCAUUGUCAUUUCGGGUGAAUCGGGCGCCGGCAAAACGGAAAGCACAAAAUUGAUUUUACAAUACUUGGCUGCCAUCAGCGGUAAACAUUCAUGGAUUGAACAGCAAAUUUUAGAAGCGAAUCCAAUUCUUGAAGCAUUUGGCAAUGCCAAAACCAUUCGGAAUGAUAAUUCGUCUAGAUUCGGCAAAUACAUUGACAUCCAUUUCAAUGGUCACGGUGUGAUUGAAGGUGCUAAAAUCGAACAGUAUUUAUUAGAAAAAUCACGAAUUGUAUCACAAAAUCGACAUGAGCGAAACUAUCACGUGUUUUAUUGUUUGCUCGCUGGUUUAUCGAAUGAAGAAAAGCGCAAAUUGGAUCUUGGCAACGCGUCAGACUACAAAUAUUUAACCGGUGGUGAUAGUAUUUCAUGCGAAGGUCGUGACGAUGCUGCUGAAUUUGCGGAUAUUCGAUCAGCGAUGAAAGUGCUGCUGUUUUCCGACGCAGAAAUUUGGGAAAUUCUAAAAUUGUUAGCUGCUUUACUUCAUUGCGGUAACAUCAAAUACAAAGCAACAGUCGUAGAUAAUUUAGACGCUACCGAAAUUCCCGAGCACCUCAAUGUUGAACGGGUAGCAUCGCUGCUCGGUGUUCCAGUGCAGCAAUUGAUCGAUGCAUUGACACGUAAAACUCUCUUUGCGCAUGGUGAAACCGUUGUGUCGACAUUGUCUCGCGAUCAGUCGGUGGAUGUUCGCGAUGCGUUCGUCAAAGGAAUCUACGGUCGUAUGUUUGUUUUAAUCGUUAGAAAAAUCAAUAGUGCAAUUUUCAAGCCACGAUCAACAUCACGGAAUGCAAUCGGUGUUUUGGACAUUUUCGGUUUCGAAAACUUUGACAACAAUAGCUUUGAACAGUUUUGCAUAAAUUAUGCGAAUGAAAAUUUACAGCAAUUUUUCGUGCAGCACAUUUUCAAACUGGAACAAGAGGAGUACAAUCACGAGGCAAUCAAUUGGCAACACAUCGAAUUCGUGGACAAUCAAGAUGCAUUGGAUUUGAUUGCGAUCAAACAGUUGAAUAUCAUGGCUUUAAUCGAUGAAGAAGCCAAAUUCCCAAAGGGAACCGACCACACUAUGCUGGCCAAAUUGCACAAAACCCAUGGAGUGCACAAAAAUUACUUGAAACCGAAGUCAGACAUCAAUACAAGCUUUGGACUGAAUCACUUUGCUGGCGUUGUAUUCUAUGAUACACGUGGAUUUUUGGAGAAAAAUCGCGAUUCAUUCAGCGCCGAUUUGUUGCAAUUGAUAAAUGUUUCACAUAAUAAAUUCCUUCGAGCCGUUUUUGCUGAAGACAUCGAAAUGGGAGCGGAAACACGCAAGAGAACACCAACCCUUUCGACACAGUUCAAGAAGAGUCUUGAUGCACUGAUGAAAACGUUGAGCAAUUGCCAGCCAUUUUUCAUUCGAUGCAUCAAACCGAAUGAGUUUAAAAAGCCAAUGAUGUUUGAUCGAACGUUGUCGUGCCGUCAGUUGCGUUAUUCCGGCAUGAUGGAAACCAUUCGAAUCCGUCGUGCUGGCUAUCCCAUUCGCCAUGGCUUCAGAGAAUUCGUUGAACGAUAUCGAUUCUUGAUCAAUGGAGUGCCACCAGCCCAUCGAACCGAUUGUCGAUUGGCAACCGCCCGCAUUUGUGCGGCAGUUUUGGGUAAAACUGACUAUCAACUCGGUCACACAAAAGUAUUUUUGAAAGAUGCUCACGAUUUAUUCUUGGAACAAGAACGUGAUCGAGUUUUGACACGAAAGAUUUUAAUCUUACAACGAUCAAUCCGAGGAUGGGUGUAUCGAAGACGAUUCUUACGAAUGAAAGCGGCUGCGAUUACCAUUCAAAAGCACUGGAAGGGCUAUGCGCAGCGAAAGCGUUACAAGAAAAUGCGUGUGGGUUACAUGAGGUUGCAGGCGUUGAUACGGUCGCGUGUGCUGUCACAUCGAUUCCGUCAUUUGCGUGGCAACAUUUGUCGGUUGCAAGCACACGCCCGUGGCUAUUUGGUGCGCAGAGAAUAUGGCCAAAAAAUGUGGGCAAUUAUAAAAAUUCAGUCGCACGUACGCAAAAUGAUUGCCAUGCGAAAGUAUCAUAAAUUGCGUGAAGAUUAUCGCAAAUACAACGAAGCGUUGCGCAUUCGUCGAAUGGAAGAGCAAGAGUUGCGACACCAAGGCAAUAAGCAUGCGAAGGAAAUUGCCGAGAAACAUUAUCGAGAGCGUUUAAAUGAGCUGGAGCGCCGAGAUUUCGAACAGGAAAUGGAGCAAAGACGAAAGGUUGAGGUGAAGAAAACGUUGAUUAGCGAUGCGGCUCGAAAGCAAGACGAACCAGUGGAUGAUAGUAAAUUAGUUGAGGCAAUGUUCGAUUUCCUGCCGGAUUCAAGCAGUGAAACGCCAACACCGCAUGGUGGCCGAGAAACAAGUGUGUUUAACGAUCUACCGGUUAAUGCGGAUAAAAAUGAAGAUGUCACACCUGUUCAAAUGGUGUCCGAAGAUGAAGAAGAUUUGUCCGAGUUUAAAUUUCAAAAAUUCGCUGCCACAUACUUCCAAGGCAAUGUCACACAUCAAUAUUCACGUAAACCAUUAAAACAUCCACUGUUGCCGCUUCACACACAAGGCGAUCAACUCGCUGCACAAGCACUUUGGGUUACAAUCUUACGAUUCACCGGCGAUUUGCCCGAACCACGCUAUCAAACAAUGGAUCGAGACAAUACAUCGGUUAUGUCAAAAGUGACAGCAACAUUGGGCCGGAAUUUUAUUCGCAGCAAAGAAUUUCAAGAAGCUCAAAUGAUGGGACUCGAUCCAGAAUCGUUUAUCAAACAAAAGCCACGAUCAAUUCGACACAAAUUAGUUUCGUUGACGCUGAAACGAAAGAACAAACUGGGCGAAGAUGUUCGACGACGUUUGCAAGAUGAAGAAUACACUGCGGACAGUUACCAAUCUUGGUUGGAAUCACGACCCACAUCCAAUCUGGAGAAAUUACAUUUUAUCAUCGGUCAUGGAAUUCUACGUGCCGAACUCAGAGACGAGAUCUACUGUCAAAUCUGCAAACAACUCACGAACAACCCAUCGAAAUCAUCACACGCCCGUGGAUGGAUCUUGCUUUCACUUUGUGUUGGCUGCUUUGCACCGUCAGAGAAAUUUGUCAAUUAUAUAAGAGCUUUUAUUCGAGAAGGGCCACCGGGCUAUGCUCCAUACUGUGAAGAACGUUUGAAACGCACCUUCAACAAUGGUACACGAAAUCAACCACCGUCUUGGUUGGAAUUGCAAGCCACCAAAUCGAAGAAACCAAUCAUGUUGCCCAUCACAUUUAUGGAUGGUAAUACAAAAACACUGCUGGCCGACUCGGCUACGACUGCUCGGGAAUUAUGCAAUCAAUUGUCGGAUAAAAUUGCGCUGAAAGAUCAAUUCGGAUUUUCCUUGUACAUUGCACUCUUUGAUAAAGUUUCGUCAUUAGGAAGUGGUGGUGAUCAUGUAAUGGAUGCAAUUUCUCAGUGCGAACAGUAUGCAAAAGAGCAGGGAGCCCAAGAGCGUAACGCACCGUGGCGUCUAUUCUUCCGCAAAGAGAUAUUUGCUCCUUGGCAUGAGCCAACUGAGGAUCAAGUUGCAACGAAUUUAAUCUAUCAACAAGUGGUUCGUGGUGUGAAAUUCGGUGAAUAUCGUUGUGACAAAGAGGAAGAUUUGGCUAUGAUCGCCGCUCAACAAUACUUUAUCGAAUACGGAACGGAUAUGUCAAUGGAACGUCUAUUUACAUUACUACCAAAUUUCAUACCUGACUAUUGUCUCACCGGCAUCGAAAAAGCAAUUGAUCGUUGGGCAGCGCUCGUUUUGCAAGCCUACAAGAAGAGCUAUUAUCUCAAAGAUAAAAUUCCAGCGUUGAAAGUUAAAGAGGAUAUCGUCAGUUAUGCAAAAUAUAAGUGGCCAUUGUUGUUUUCACGUUUUUAUGAAGCAUACAGAAAUUCUGGACCAAAUCUACCGAAGAAUGAUGUGAUCAUUGCAGUAAAUUGGACCGGUGUUUACGUGGUUGAUGAUCAAGAGCAAGUUCUAUUGGAAUUGUCAUUCCCUGAGAUCACAUCCGUUUCCAGUCAAAAAACAAACAAAGUUUUCACACAAACAUUUAGUCUGUCGACCGUUCGCGCCGAAGAAUUCACAUUUCAAAGCCCAAAUGCUGAAGAUAUACGAGAUUUGGUCGUUUACUUCUUGGAAGGUCUCAAGAAAAGAUCACGUUUUGUCAUCGCUUUGCAAGAUUAUAAGGCACCUGGCGAAGGAACAAGCUUCUUGUCAUUUAUCAAAGGCGACUUGAUUCUUUUAGAAGAAGAUAAUACGGGCGAAACUGUAUUGAAUAAUGGAUGGUGCAUUGGUCGUUGUGAACGAACCGAAGACCGUGGUGAUUUCCCUGCCGAAACGGUGUACGUUCUUCCAACUCUGACAAAACCACCGCAAGACAUAUUGGCUUUGUUCAGCAUAGAAGAGGCGCACCAUGGCCGUCGACUGAAUGCCGUAUCAAAUGGUGGCACUGAAACACGUGAACGGCCACAUACGCUGCAAGACUAUGCACUGGAUCACUUUAGACCGCCACCAAAACGGACAAUGUCCAAAGCGUUGACGCUCAGCUCAAAACGGCACAGCGACGAACUGUGGAGAUAUUCGAGAGAACCGUUGAAGCAACCGUUGUUAAAAAAACUACAGGCCAAAGAAGAAUUAGCCGAAGAGGCGUGUUUUGCAUUUGCAGCCAUUCUAAAGUACAUGGGUGAUUUGCCGUCAAAACGACCGCGCAUCGGAAACGAAAUUACCGAUCACAUUUUCGAUGCACCGCUCAAACACGAAAUCUUACGCGAUGAAAUUUACUGUCAGCUAAUGAAGCAAUUGACGGAGAAUCGCAAUCGAAUUUCCGAAGAACGUGGAUGGGAAUUGAUGUGGUUGGCAACGGGCCUCUUUGCGUGCAGUCAAAAUUUAUUGAAGGAACUAUUUUUGUUUUUACGUAGUCGUCGUCAUCCAAUUUCACAGGAUUCAUUGCAUCGUCUGCAAAAAACCAUUCGAAAUGGCCAACGAAAGUAUCCACCGCAUCAAGUUGAAGUCGAAGCUAUUCAACAUAAAACUACACAAAUCUUCCAUAAAGUCUACUUCCCCGAUGAUACGGAUGAAGCCUUCGAAGUGGAUUCAUCGACGAGAGCAAAAGAUUUCUGCCAAAGUAUCUCGCAACGACUUGGGUUACGGUCAAGCGAAGGAUUCAGUUUGUUUGUUAAAAUCGCAGAUAAAGUUAUUUCCGUACCGGAAGGUGAUUUUUUCUUUGAUUUUGUGCGCCAUUUGACCGAUUGGAUUAAGAAAGCGCGCUCAACACGCGACGGAACCAAUCCACAGUUUACAUAUCAGGUAUUUUUCAUGAAGAAACUAUGGACGAAUACGGUGCCAGGCAAAGAUCGAAACGCUGAUUUGAUAUUCCACUACCAUCAAGAGCUACCGAAACUAUUGCGUGGCUAUCACAAAUGUUCGAAAGAAGAAGCAGCAAAAUUGGCCGCUCUAGUCUAUCGAGUUCGGUUCGGUGACAGUAAACAGGAACUGCAAGCAGUCCCGCAAUUGCUUCGGGAUUUGGUUCCAUCCGAUUUAGUCAAAAUUCAAGGUACAAGCGAAUGGAAGCGCUUCAUUACCACAAUGUACACGCAAGAUGCAGGCAUGUCUUCGGAGGAUGCUAAAGUGGCGUUUUUGAAAAUAAUAUACAGAUGGCCUACAUUCGGUUCGGCUUUCUUUGAAGUGAAACAAACGACCGAACCAAAUUAUCCAGAAAUGCUACUAAUUGCAAUCAAUAAACAUGGCGUCAGUCUGAUUCAUCCACAAAGCAAGGACAUUUUAGUAACACAUCCAUUCACCCGCAUAUCGAAUUGGUCGUCGGGCAACACGUACUUCCACAUGACCAUCGGUAAUCUGGUGCGUGGUUCAAAGUUGUUGUGCGAGACAUCAUUAGGUUACAAAAUGGACGAUCUUUUAACAUCAUAUAUUUCACUAAUGCUGGCCAAUAUGAACAAACAAAGAACAAUACGAAUAAAUUAGCCACAAUUCUGACAAUUUAUUGAUAAAUAACACGAAAAGAAGAAGAAAAAUAUUGAACAAAUUUUUUUUUAUUUAUAUAAAUACAUUGUUUUCCUUUUCUUUAUUAUGAUUUUCUUUUAAAUUUUCAUUCAUUUCGCAAUAAAUUUGAAUUUAGCUGAUUAGAUUAAUCUAUCGAUGAUUUAGUUUAGUGAACUGGAACAAAUAAGAAAUGCGCACAAAAUUUUAGCAAUCACUUGAAAAUGCAGUCGAACAUAGUCGGCCACCAUUUCAGCAAAAUUAUUAUAUACUUUUUUUUUUGUUCUUCAGACGAUAAAUUCACGUAGAAGAUUUCGUUUGGCAGAUCAGAUUUUAAGAUGAAUCAUUGUUCAAGUUUUUUUUUACUUUUAAAUUUAAUUAUUUUCCAAUUGAAUUUCCAUCCAAUUAUUUGCUUGUUUAGCUCCUAGUUAUCGUAAGCAUGUAAUGCAUUCGCAUUAAAAUAUUGAAUAAAUCGAUUUAUACAUAUA